This is a messenger RNA of Lottia gigantea (owl limpet), 606 nucleotides long. RefSeq lists its product as hypothetical. The record is from RefSeq and is a predicted model, not a curated record. The transcript has a single exon. Lineage: Eukaryota; Metazoa; Mollusca; Gastropoda; Lottiidae. The annotation marks the transcript as partial.
GUAUGUGUAUUUUAUUUACAUCAUUCUUAUUUCCUAGUCUUUGUAUGUGUAUUUUAUUUACAUCAUUCUUAUUUUCUAGUCUUUGUAUGUGUAUUUUAUUUACACCAUUCUUAUUUUCUAGUCUUUAUAUGUGUAUUUUAUUUACACCAUUCUUAUUUCCUAGUCUUUAUAUGUGUAUUUUAUUUACACCAUUCUUAUUUUCUAGUCUUUAUAUGUGUAUUUUAUUUACACCAUUCUUAUUUUCUAGUCUUUGUAUGUGUAUUUUAUUUACAUCAUUCUUAUUUCCUAGUCUUUGUAUGUGUAUUUUAUUUACACCAUUCUUAUUUUCUAGUCUUUGUAUGUGUAUUUUAUUUACACCAUUCUUAUUUUCUAGUCUUUAUAUGUGUAUUUUAUUUACACCAUUCUUAUUUCCUAGUCUUUAUAUGUGUAUUUUAUUUACACCAUUCUUAUUUUCUAGUCUUUAUAUGUGUAUUUUAUUUACACCAUUCUUAUUUUCUAGUCUUUAUAUGUGUAUUUUAUUUACACCAUUCUUAUUUCCUAGUCUUUAUAUGUGUAUUUUAUUUACACCAUUCUUAUUUUCUAGUCUUUAUAUGUGUAUUUUAUUAA